This is a messenger RNA of Dama dama (fallow deer), 1686 nucleotides long. Its product is annotated as extracellular matrix protein 2-like. Gene Ontology annotation, biological process: positive regulation of cell-substrate adhesion; extracellular matrix organization. Gene Ontology annotation, cellular component: extracellular matrix. The coding region runs from base 1 to 1686 and encodes 561 amino acids. The record is from RefSeq and is a predicted model, not a curated record. The transcript is spliced from 9 exons. Gene Ontology annotation, molecular function: heparin binding; collagen V binding; protein binding. Lineage: Eukaryota; Metazoa; Chordata; Mammalia; Artiodactyla; Cervidae.
AUGAAGAGGGUGCUGCUCCCUGUCCUGGCUCUCUGGGUGGGGUGCUGCCCUGGAGGGGCCUUGGCCAAGCAAGUCCUGGGCCCAAAAGGGCCUGGGGCCCAGCCAACCCCCACAGGGAUGCCCACCCUGCAGCCACCACCACCCAGCGCAUCUGGGCCCCCGGACGGUCAAGUGCGACCCAUGCUCAGGAACGGGAGCCCAGACAGGCCUGAUGACGGGCAGCUGGACAGGCCAUGGCUGCGGCCUGCCUCCAAGGAGGGGGCCCCCAGAGCCCCUACCUGGACCACAGCCCCUCGCUGGAAGGUUCUCUCCAGACCCGGGCUGACCCAGAGGAAGUCGACACAGCCAGCAGCCUGGGAGCACAAACAGGGCCACAACCAUGGGGCCGGCACCGUACAGGUCCACCCCCAGGCCACAGGUACAACAAGGCCUGGGGCAGCAAGGACCCCCCGAGCCCAAGAGGGUGCCAUGGCUGCCAAGAAGGGCCAGGGCCCAGGCACUCCAGAGUGGGUCAUGCCUUCCCUGCCAGCCUCCUGCCUCCUGGCCCAGGCGGCCAUUGCCUGCAGCAACGUCAAGAUGAAACAUGUCCCUGUCCUGUCGGACCCCGGCCUGACCACGCUUUACCUAGCAGAGAACGAAAUUGCCAAGAUCCCAGCCCACACGUUCCUGGGACUACCUAAUCUGGAGUGGCUCGACUUGAGCAAGAAUAAGCUGGAUGCCCUUGGCCUGCACCCCCACGCCUUCAAGAAUCUGACACGGCUGAAGCGGCUGAACCUGGAUGGGAACUCACUGUCCACAGUGCCAACCUUGCCCGCCUCGUUGCAGGAGCUCAAACUCAAUGACAACCAUCUUCAGGGCCUGGAGCACAGCAGCUUCCGGGGUCUCAGCCAGCUGCUGACACUGGAGGUAGAAGGGAACCGGCUACAUGACGGAAACAUCUCCCCCCUGGCCUUCCAGCCCUUGCGCAGCCUGCUGUACCUGAGGCUGGACCGGAACCAGCUUCGAACCAUCCCGCCCGGCCUGCCAGCCUCCCUGCAGGAGCUGCACUUGGGCACAAACAUCAUCGAGGAGGUGAGAGAGGGCACACUGAACCACAGCUGCAGCCUCAGUGUUCUGGUUCUCAGCAACAACCGGCUCCAGGAGGACCGACUGGCACCCCGUGCUUGGAUCGAUCUUCCGAAGCUGGAGGCCCUCGACCUGUCCUACAACCGGCUGGUGCACGUGCCCUCCUUCCUGCCCCGGGGCCUCCGCCACCUGAUGCUGCACCACAACCGCAUCGAGCGCAUCCCCGGCUACGUGUUUGCGCACAUGAAGCCCGGCCUGGAGUCCCUGCACCUGGCCCACAACAGCCUGCGCGAGGAUGGCAUCCACAGCGUGUCCUUCCUGGGCCUGCAGGCCUCCCUGGCCGAGCUGCUCCUGGACCACAACCAGCUGCAGGCCAUCCCAAAGGGUCUCCUGGGCCUCCGGGCACUGCAGGUGCUACGUCUGAGCCACAACAAGAUCAGACACGUACCCCUGAAUUCCAUCUGUGACACACGUGUGGCCCAGGACUCCAACCUCAUCUCCACGCACCUGGAGAACAACCUUAUUGACCGGCGCCGCAUCCCACCCACUGCCUUCUCCUGCAUCCGGGCCUACCAUAGCGUGGUCCUCGAGCCCCAGCAAAAGGAGGGGGAGUCUGCCUAG